ACUGUACACCGUAAUACUAACAAAUUUUCCACACUUCCAGACCUGAGGUCUCCUAGAACUGACUCUGAAACAUGGAUUCUCAUGCCUUGCAAGACUUCCAAAGUGCACUCACAUGCUCCAUUUGCAUGAAUUACUUCUUAGAACCUGUCACCAUAGACUGUGGACACACCUUUUGCCGACCCUGCCUCUACCUCUGCUGGGAGGAAGCCCAAACACCCAGGUGCUGCCCUGAGUGCAGAAAAAUAGCAGAGAAGACAGACUACAGGACCAACACUGCCCUCAAGAAGCUGGCCUCUCUCACCAGACAGGCCAGACCUCGCUCUGUAAGCAGCUCUGGGGAGCAGCUCUGCAGGAGAAACGGGGAGACAAAGGGGCUCUUCUGCAAGGUGGACAAGAGCCUGCUCUCUGCACCCUGCUCUGAAUCACCCAAACACACAGUUCAUAGCUACAGCCCAGUGUCAUGCACGGAGGAGGAGAACAGGGUGAGUGAUGGCCAUGAAGAAAAAAAUGUAAAGGAAAUGGAUCAUUUAUGGCAAAUGACUCAGGAGAUGCAAGAUAAUCUAAAUGAAGAAAUUAGUAAAUCUCAAUCAUUUGUGUACUAUGUGGCCUUAAGGAAGAACAUGAUUCAAAUUCGGUAUCAAAUGAUGCAUCAAUUGCUCCUGGAGGAGGAGCGAUUUCAACUGGAAACAAUAGAAAGAGAAGCACAGGAGAUUGUGCAGCAACUCAGAGACAGUGAAAUCAGAAUGGCUCAACAGAGGGAAAGGCUGAAAGAAAUGUACAGGGACCUGACUGAGAUGUGCCACAGGCCUGACAUGGAGUUGCUCCAGGACUUAGGAGACAUAUUUAAAAGGAUUGAGUUGGUGCAGAUGCAGAAGCCCCAGCCAGUGAACCCUGAGCUGUCUUCAUCGCACAUCACUGGAAUCCUUGACAUGAUGAACAAGUUCAGAGUGAAUAACGGGACUAUUCAAGGAUGAGCCAAUCACUAUAUGAUCCUUUCUGAUGAAGUUAUAAAUAGGAUAUUUGGAGAUAAUGGUGCAACUGAAGAUCCU
Molecule: messenger RNA, 1049 nt
Organism: Marmota flaviventris (yellow-bellied marmot)
Lineage: Eukaryota; Metazoa; Chordata; Mammalia; Rodentia; Sciuridae
Product: tripartite motif-containing protein 64C-like
Source: RefSeq, a predicted model, not a curated record